Molecule: messenger RNA, 1518 nt
Organism: Erythranthe guttata (spotted monkey flower)
Lineage: Eukaryota; Viridiplantae; Streptophyta; Magnoliopsida; Lamiales; Phrymaceae
Product: protein BZR1 homolog 1
Biological process (GO): brassinosteroid mediated signaling pathway; DNA-templated transcription
Molecular function (GO): DNA-binding transcription factor activity
Source: RefSeq, a predicted model, not a curated record
AGAAGAAAUAGUAGAGUAGAAGAAAUAGCAAUAAAGCGUGGGGAGGCCGUCGUCCUCGUGACCAUCCUGUUCAAAUCCCCCACCCCCUUUCUCUCUCCUCCUUCCCUCCAACUACUCUCACUAUUCUAGAGAGAGAAUACACAGAGAGAGAGAGAGAGAGAGAGCUCAAUUAAGUGAAUUGGUGAGUGAAUUGGGGCUAUUUCCGGCGGCGGAGGAGAUCAAUUUCAUUUUUUUAACAAAAUGACGGCCGGCGGUUCAUCGACGGGGCGUCUGCCGACUUGGAAGGAGAGAGAGAACAACAAGAAGAGAGAGAGGCGGAGGAGAGCCAUCGCCGCCAAGAUAUACGCCGGACUUCGAUCUCAGGGCAAUUACAAGCUUCCCAAACACUGCGACAACAACGAAGUGCUGAAAGCCCUCUGCUCCGAGGCCGGCUGGGUUGUCGAAGACGACGGCACCACUUAUCGCAAGGGAUGCAAGCCACCCCCAUCAGACACAUUAACAGAAUCAAGAAACAUAAGCCUCUGUUCUUCAAUCCAACCAAGCCCGAAUUCUUCGGCUUUCCCGAGUCCAGCACCUUCUUACCCUACAAGCCCAACUCACCGGAACAAAAACCCCACCUCGUACAUUCUCCCAUUCCUUCAGAACUUAUCUUCGAUCCCUUCUUCGCUCCCGCCUCUUCGGAUAUCGAACAGUGCUCCGGUGACCCCGCCGCUUUCGUCUCCCACGAGAAACUCGAAGCCGAAGCCUUACUGGGAGACGAACGCUUCGAAUAUGUCGUCGUUGAAUUCUUUUCUGCACCCUAUUUUUGCCGCCUCUGCUCCGUCCAGCCCGACGCGCCGGAGGCGGUUUUUUACGCCUGUUCCGAUACCGGAGUGCGACGAGUCGGAUAUUUCUACGGUGAACUCUUCUUGCUCGCGGUGGGGCAGUUUUCAGACUGUGCCCACUUCGCCUACUUACAACCUCGUGAAAUCUCAGCAGAGUUCUGCGAACGGUGCCGAGUUUGGAUGGGGAGCUGCGGCGAAGAGGGCGUGUGGGCCCGAGUUUGAGUUCGAGAACGGUGGUGCGGUUAAGGCGUGGGAAGGUGAGAGAAUACACGAAGUGGGAAUGGAUGAUUUGGAGCUCACACUUGGUAGUGGAAAACCUAGUGCCUAUUAAGAUCACACGAAAAAAAAAAAAAAAAAAAAAGACGACGACCACGACAAUUUGGUUAAAGUAAAAAAGAAAAAAGCUUUGUUAGAAUCGAAUUCUUGAUUGCAUUAGGUUUGAAGCAGCUGAAUGGUGUUUAAGCAUUCUUGAAAAUGUGAAAUUUGUUAUAUUAUUAUUACUUCUUUUUUUCAUUUUUUUUUUCCGGUAGAUUGCCAUGUACAAAAACAAAAACGUUCGAAAACCCGAGUUGUGCUUCGUGUUGUUGUUUUCUCAGGUUGAAUUACCCAGAAAAGCAGCUCUGGUUCCUGUAAUAUGAUUUGCAAUAGAUGAUCUGAUUAUACUUUGAGAUUAUAAACCAUUUUUUAUUUUUUA